AUGGUCAUUGAACAACAACCAAUCGAAUUAAAUAGUAUAGGUAACGAUGAUAAAAAAACAAGAGAAAGAGAAAAAUUAAAAAGAGACCCUGGUCAAGUCGGAUUUGGUGGAGUCAAGAAUCCACAUGAUUGGGCCAACCCGAUUGCAUUGGCCACCUUUUCAUGGAUCGAUCCAUUCUCUUGGCACUGUUUUAGAAAUGUAUUACAACAAAAUCAAUUAUACAAUCUUGCAGAUUUCGACAAAGCUACUCAUGUAGCCAAUAAAAUUAAUAUUGAAUGGCAAAAAGAAUUGGCAAAACCAGAGUAUAGGAGAACCAAAAAAUAUUGGUUAGCAGCAAUUAGAGCAUAUGGAUGGUAUUAUUGUAUUGGACUUGCCUAUUAUGGAGUAUUUUGUGCAUCACAAUUUGUUGGACCACAAUUAAUGUCUCGCAUCAUAAAGUAUAUUGUCGAGUUGAGAUAUGGAUUGAAUCCAGAUGUCGAUGAGAACCUUGGAUACUAUUACGCACUGGCAAUGUUUGGGUCGGCUAUGGUCGGUUCAUUUUGCAAUUAUCAAUCGUCGCUGAUUGCCGCUCGAGUUGGCAAUUGGGUACGUUCGGCAAUGGUGGUGGAUGUCUAUACGAAAUCACUCAAACUCGAUACACAUGCCAAGAGAAAGACAUCGACUGGUGAAAUUGUCAAUUUGAUGAGUAACGAUGCUCAACGUGUUGCCGAAGUAUUCUUGACAUUCAACGCCGGUAUCUUUGCACUCCCUCAAAUCAUUGUUUGCAUCGUAUUGAUGUACCUCGAAAUUGGAUGGCCUACUUUUGUCGGUCUUGGAGUGAUGGUCAUUGUCCUACCGCUCAAUGGGUUUGUCGCCAAGUUUCUAUUCAAAAUUCGGUUUGAAAUGGUUCGAAACUCUGACGCUCGUCUUCGACUCACCAAUGAAAUACUUCAAUUUAUUAAAAUCAUCAAACUCUAUGCUUGGGAAGACCCUUUCACCAAAAAAACCCUCGCAUCUCGUAGAGCUGAAGUUAAAUCUUUAUUUAAAUUUUCAAGAUAUAGAGCAAUAUUAAUUUUUGUAAUAUCAGCAGUACCAACUCUAGUAUCUAUCGUAGUAUAUGUUAUUGUAUUUAAAGCUGAUACUGGUAUUCAAGCAGACAGGGUAUUUUCAGCAUUGGCUUAUUUAAAUAUUUUGAGAAUGCCAUUGGCAUUCCUUCCUCUGAUCAUUGCUAUGGGUGCUCAAGUUAAAGUGGCAACUGAUAGAAUUGCAGCAUUCCUUUUGUUGUCUGAAAGAAAACCAGUCGAAGAAAAUACAGACCCAUCAGUUCCAAGUGGUAUCUAUGUAACCAAUGCCAAAUUUGAUUGGGAUACUACCAAAGAAGAUUCAUUCAAGUUAAACAAUAUCUCGUUUGAAUGUAACGGUCCACAACUUACCAUGGUCGUCGGUAGUGUCGGUAGUGGUAAAUCUUCCCUCUGUCAAGCAGUCCUUGGUGAAAUGGAUUUAAUCGAUGGUCAUCUUUCAACAAAAGGAAGAAUUGCCUAUGUUCCUCAACAAGCUUGGAUUAUUAAUGCAACAUUAAAAGAUAAUAUAUUGUAUGGUAAAGAAUAUGAUCAUGAAUUAUAUGAACAAGUAUUGGAGGUAUGCGCGUUGAAAAGAGAUUUGGAAAUGUUUCCAGAAGGUGAUUUGGUAGAGAUUGGAGAACGUGGUAUUAAUCUUUCAGGUGGUCAAAAACAACGUGUAUCAAUUGCAAGAGCUGUUUAUAGUAAUGCAGAUGUUUAUAUAAUGGAUGAUCCAUUGUCUGCUGUCGAUGCUCAUGUUGGUAAACAUAUAUUCUCAAAAUGUAUAAAUGGGUAUCUUAGACCCAAGACUGUUGUAUUGGUUGCUAAUCAACUCAACUAUCUACCAUUUGCCGAUCAUGUGUUGGUACUAUCUGGCAAUACCAUUUCAGAACGUGGUACAUACUCUGAAAUCAUGGUUGCCAACGGAUCAUUUUCAAGUAUUCUUGAAAACUAUGGAAUGGGUAAUGAAGAACAACAAAACAGCAAUAGUCAACCUUCAACACCAUCACUCAUUUCCACUACCGUCACCACCCUCGUAACUCCUCCACCAGAAAAAUUAGAAAUAAUCAAAGAGGAGGAGGAAUUAAAAACAAAACCAACAUCAAAAGGAAAAGAAGGAAAAGAAGAAAAAGGAAAAUUAAUUCAAAAUGAAGAAAGAGAAACUGGGUCUGUUAGUCUGUCAGUAUACUCUUCUUAUUUUAAAUUGGGAGGAUAUUUUUAUUUUGGAGUCAUUAUUAUAUUAUUUGCAUUGGAGAAUGGAUCAAGUGCCAUGUUGAAUUGGUGGUUAUCGGAUUGGUCAAAUGCCAUGCAAUUUGGUGAUGGUGGAGAGUACAAUCUUACCUCUGACCAAUAUCUCUAUAUCUUUAUUGGUAUUGGUGUAGGGUCGAUAUUGGCAGCUGGUCUACGUAACUGGUACUUUUUCGACUACACUGUGCAAUGUAGUAAAAAGAUUCACGAUAUUUUAUUCAAGUCUAUUAUGCGUUGUCCAAUGUGGUUCUUUGAUACUACUCCCAUGGGUCGAAUCAUUAACCGGUUUACACGUGACAUUGAUGUUGUAGACAGUUUGAUUGCUCCGUCACUCGGUCAGUAUGUCGGUAUGUUUAUGUCGAUCGUUGCUAGUUUGGUCAUCAUCUCGAUUAUUACGCCGUUCCUUCUCAUCCCCCUCGGUCCCAUCAUCGUACUCUACUAUUUGUUGCAGACAUACUACCGUUACUCUAGUCGUGAGUUACAACGUCUUGUAUCCAUCUCUCGGUCCCCCAUCUUUUCACAGUUUACCGAGACCCUCAAUGGCGCAACCACCAUCCGUGCAUAUGGUCGUGUCCAAGACAGUAUCCGUACCAACCACUACCUUUUAGACGAAAACAACAAGAGUUAUAUGAUGUUGCAGACAAUGAAUCAGUGGCUUGGUUUAAGACUAGAUGUUCUUGGCAACUUGAUUGUCUUUUUCGCAGCCUUUUUCGUGACAGUGUCACGUGACACUAUUACCAUUGCUUCGAUUGGUCUGUCCAUCUCGUAUUCACUCUCUAUCACUGCCUCACUCAAUCGGUUCACACUCCAAGGUGCCGAUCUUGAAACCAAGAUGAACAGUGUCGAGCGUAUCAACCACUAUAUUAGCGGGCCGGUCGAGGCCCCACAAGUCAUCGAGUCGUGUCGUCCUGAAUCCGAUUGGCCACAACAGGGUGGUAUUGCAUUGGACAAUGUCGUGAUGAGCUACCGUGAAGGUCUCGACCCGGUCCUCAAGGGCAUCACCUGUCGCAUUGCACCCAAAGAAAAGAUUGGUAUUGUUGGUCGAACUGGCUCGGGCAAGUCAUCGCUCGUACUCGCCCUCUUCCGUCUAGUCGAACUCUCCCAAGGAUCCAUCUCGAUCGACGGUGAAAAUAUUGCAAAGUAUGGUCUAAAGGAUCUCCGUAAGAACCUUGCUAUCCUCCCCCAAGACGCUUGUCUGUUUGCAGGCACACUUCGUAUGAAUCUCGACCCAUUUGGUGAACAUCAAGACGAUGUCUUGUGGCGUGUACUCGAGGACAUCCAACUCAAGGAUAAGGUUCAGGAACUUGAAGGAGGCCUUGAAAGCAUCGUCACUGACAAUGGUGAUAAUUGGUCGGUCGGUCAACGCCAACUUAUUUGCAUGGGUCGUGCUCUCUUGCGUCGUCCCAAGAUUCUCGUCCUCGACGAGGCUACCGCAUCCAUUGAUGCCUCAUCCGACGCAUUAAUCCAAACCACCAUCAAAGAAAAAUUCAAUGAUUGCACCAUCAUCACCAUUGCACAUCGUCUCAACACUAUCAUAGACUAUGACCGAAUCAUUGUCAUGGACGCUGGUGAGAUCAAAGAGUUUGACUCUCCUCAUGCCCUUCUCCAAAACCCAACUGGAUUGUUUACUUGGUUGGUCGAUGAAACUGGAACUUGUGAACAACAAACUGGGAAAGUAAAUUUCAGAUUGUUACACCCAAUUGAAUUAUUCAAAGUCAAAAAGGUUGUAAUAGAGAGAUUGACGGUAACGGCGCCACAAGUCCCCAGAACAUGUUUGAUAUCGUUGGGUAAUGAAAUCUCUUAUCAAGGCAAUGUUCAUAUUGUUAGUCACAAUAGCUAUAAAAAGCCUAUACCAGAUUGCCAAAAGUUUUGUCCAAUCGAUCUGUUGGGUGGGUCUAGUUUUACAAAUACUAUUAGAACAGCAGGAUAUAAUCUUCAGCCACUCGAGUUCACUGAUAUCUAUAGAUGCAUUAAAGAACUAAAUGAAAUCAAUGUGACCAUCCUCGACCCUAGUGGCAUGAUCAUUGAAAUGCCAUCGGUGGAAAUAAUAUUAUCGUAUUAUACAAUACAUCCUCGCACCUCUUCCACAAUUCAAACAACACAACAAUAG
Messenger RNA from Cavenderia fasciculata, 4395 nucleotides. RefSeq lists its product as uncharacterized. NCBI's taxonomy places the organism in Eukaryota, Evosea, Eumycetozoa, Acytosteliales, Cavenderiaceae. Gene Ontology annotation, cellular component: membrane. Gene Ontology annotation, biological process: transmembrane transport. Gene Ontology annotation, molecular function: ATP hydrolysis activity; ABC-type transporter activity; ATP binding. The coding region runs from base 1 to 4395 and encodes 1464 amino acids. The record is from RefSeq and is a predicted model, not a curated record. The transcript has 5 exons.